This is a messenger RNA of Bursaphelenchus okinawaensis, 1494 nucleotides long. The record is from the annotation of a GenBank genome assembly. NCBI's taxonomy places the organism in Eukaryota, Metazoa, Nematoda, Chromadorea, Rhabditida, Aphelenchoididae.
AUGUUAAAGACCAACAUUUUUAAAAGUCAGCAGAGGUAUUGUAUGGUACUGUAAAAUAGAUUGAAUACUGUAUAGUGGCCUGGACAGUAGCCCUAACACAAUAUCAAGCCCCAAAAUUUGAUAAGAGGAAUAAAAACAUAAAAUCACUUUUAAAAGUUUUUUUUCAUGCCGGGGCAAGGCGAACCGAACCGUAUUUUACAUUAUUUUUCAUCCAGGAGUAAGUCAAGAUAUAUUGGAGGCGGCUCAGAUUCCGUUGGAAAAGAAAAGUGCACGUUGUGAUCCAUUAUUGGCUUCGCAUUUGUUGAAAGUUCUACGCAAGUGUGUUGUAAAAGGUAUGAAAUUAAUGCUUAUCUUGACUUUUUACACUAUUUUUGAUUUUAAAAUUUAAAAUUUUUACUUUUUUAAGCUAAAAUUUUAAAUAUUAGACUGUUCAAAUAAUUCUGUGCUUCCUUUCCAAGCAAAUUUGCAGGAUUAGGGGACACAUAGUUAUUUUAACAAUCUAAUAUUUUAUUUUUUAACUCGAAAAGUUUCAAAAAAUUGAAAAAAAAUCGAGCUUUUGUCUAAAAAUGCCAUUUUUGAUAUGAAUUUAAAACCGAAUUUGAAAAUUUUGGUAAAGUAUUACUUUCCAGACACCCCUCUCCGCUCAGUAACCAUCGACCUAUGUUGUAUCGUACUACGAGGCCUGGUACUGGCCCUAGAAGCCGAUGAUGAGUUCCACAGAGAAAUUGAGGCCAAUAUUGAUGACAUUUUGACACAACUCGGAGCCAAACUCCGCGAUGUUGAUAACGAAAUGUACUUGGAAAUGUUCGAGGAAGAACACUACCGAUUUGAGUCAACAACAAUACGAAUCAAUAAUUUGGCAUCAGAGCCGGCACUUUAUUUACCACCGAGUACUAGUGCUGUUAGUAAUGUACCGUUAAGUCAAAGGGCGCCUUGUGGAAAUGAUGAGAAGAUUAGGAGGGUAAGGGUUGAUUUUGAGGUUUGAGGAACUUCAUAGGACUUCGCAAAGGGGGGGGAUUGUACAAUAAAUUUGGUUUUUUUUACUUUCAGAGCCUACAAUUCUACUUUAUCUUACGCAAAUUCUCCUUGGACCUCCAAAGCCUCCCGGAACCCAUAUUACCUCUGUCGUCCAAGGUUCGAACUCUGGCCGAAAUCAAUGAUUGUAUCAACUUAAGUGAGUUUUUUUUCUUUAAUUUCUUUGGGCCUUGUGUAAUAGUUUUGAAUAAAACAACGCUUAAGGUACUUGAAAAAGCAAUUUUUAAGCAAUUGAAAAGCUCGCGUAUUUUACAAAAUUUUCAAAUCAAGAAUUUAUUUUUAGAUAACAGUGACCUUCUGGCCUGCACUGUCUUUCAGAACAACGAAGAACAUCCUCGGUUUUUGGUGACCGACCAAUUUCAACUGAUUCUGGUCGAACCUGACAGCCGAAAACUGGGGUGGGCCGUGGUUUGCUUUGCGGGAUUGUUGCAGGCAAGUUUUUCUUUGUUUUUACUCUAA